GCUGGGUGGCUUCAGAGUCUCGGGGAGGGAGUCAUUUGCUCCGCAGCCUCCUGAGAGUGGCCUCCCCGCCACCCCCAAGUCUAAGAGACAGCCGAUUUUUACGACCCAGCAAGAGGCCGAGCUGGUACAAUAUCCUGACUGUAAAUCGUCCAGUGGUAAUAUUGGCGAGGACCCAGACCACUUAAAUCAGAGCUCGUCUCCUUCUCAAAUGUUUCCCUGGAUGAGACCACAAGCAGCUCCUGGUAGACGAAGAGGAAGACAAACCUACAGUCGCUUCCAAACCCUAGAGCUGGAAAAGGAAUUCCUUUUUAACCCUUAUCUGACCAGGAAAAGAAGAAUCGAGGUUUCCCACGCCCUAGCCCUCACCGAGAGACAGGUAAAAAUUUGGUUCCAGAACAGGAGAAUGAAAUGGAAAAAGGAGAACAACAAGGACAAAUUUCCCGUUUCCCGGCAGGAAGCGAAGGAUGGGGAAACCAAAAAGGAAGCCCAAGAGCUGGAAGAAGACAGAGCCGAAGGCCCGAUAAAUUAACUUCAACCUUUAAAAUUUUAUCACAGACUAUUAAAACUAAUGAUCAACAUAUGCUGGUGGACACCACCAAUUUUCUUUGUUGGAAAGGACUUUACCUGUGUUUCAAGCUACCUUCACGUCACUGCUCUUAAGGUUUCUGCGCUUUGAGAGGGUUUUGGGUGUUUAAAAAAAAGUUUCUAGUAUGACAUAGAAGCAGUCCUUGAGCUGUCCUAUGAAAGGGUAAUUUGAUACUGACCUUGGAGCUAUAUUUUUAUAAUGGUAGUUUUUUAAUGUCUGAGCUGAUGAUUUGCCUCAACAACGUAAACUUCCUAAUGAUUAGCACUAAAUAAUUGAAUAUAAAAUGCUUUAUUAAUCAAACAAGUGCACUUGAACAUUUAAAAUCUUUUCUUUAUGGUGAGUAAGUUAAGAGA
This is a messenger RNA of Galeopterus variegatus (Sunda flying lemur), 939 nucleotides long. RefSeq names its product homeobox D8 (gene HOXD8). Lineage: Eukaryota; Metazoa; Chordata; Mammalia; Dermoptera; Cynocephalidae. Gene Ontology annotation, molecular function: DNA-binding transcription factor activity, RNA polymerase II-specific; RNA polymerase II transcription regulatory region sequence-specific DNA binding. Gene Ontology annotation, biological process: regulation of transcription by RNA polymerase II. Gene Ontology annotation, cellular component: nucleus. Bases 209 to 529 code for a protein of 106 amino acids. The record is from RefSeq and is a predicted model, not a curated record. The transcript is spliced from 3 exons.